Molecule: messenger RNA, 2187 nt
Organism: Wyeomyia smithii (pitcher-plant mosquito)
Lineage: Eukaryota; Metazoa; Arthropoda; Insecta; Diptera; Culicidae
Exons: 2
Coding region: 1-2187 (728 amino acids)
Molecular function (GO): nucleic acid binding
Source: RefSeq, a predicted model, not a curated record
AUGGUGUUCGACCCGCUAGGGCUCAUAGGGCACUUUCUAAUGGUUUUAAAAACACUUCUUCAAGAAAUCUGGCGCGCUUCGAUCGACUGGGACGACUUAAUCGAUGACUCACACCUUAGCAAGUGGACAACGUGGUGUUCAGCACUACCAGAAAUAACAACCGUGAAAAUUCCUCGUUGCUACCGAAUGGUGACGUCUACAGCCGACAGUACAACGAUCCAGCUACAUAUAUUCGUAGAUGCGAGUGAGACUGGCUACGCCGCUAUCGCUUACAUGAGAUAUCAGGAAGGAACCGUCGUCGAAUGCUCCCUAGUUAGCUCUAAAACAAAAGUUUCGCCUUUGAAAUAUCUGUCAAUCCCGCGCUCUGAGCUGCAAGCUGCGGUUAUCGGCGUUAGACUUGCGGAAACCGUUUCUAAAUCAUUGUCCAUUAGAGUGAAGGAACGCUUCCUUUGGGCGGACUCGAAGGACGUACUAUGCUGGCUGAAAUCCGACCAUCGGCGCUAUAACCAGUACGUCGCGUUCAGAGUUAGCGAGAUACUGGAGGCAUCUGAUAUACGCGAAUGGAACUGGAUAUCGACCAAACAGAAUGUCGCGGACGAGGGAACAAAGUGGAAAGGCCGUCCGGAUUUGUCCGCCUCUAGUCGCUGGUUCCAGGGCCCAGCGUUCCUACGGAAAUCACUCGAAGACUGGCCCAUUUCAGAUAAUCAUAUUGGCAGUACAACCGAAGAACUUCGUCCUCACUUACUGUAUCACACCAGGAUCGAAGAAUCAGUUAUUAAUUUUAAUCGCUUCUCAGAUUGGCAGAAGUUACUACGUUGUACCGCUCGUGUUUUUCGCUGGGUGCACAACAUGAGGCGUAACAAGAAGGAACGAAGAGAUGGACCACUCAAACAAGAAGAACUAAUCGAAGCUGAAUGUUAUCUGUUUCGCGUAGCGCAGGCAUCAACCUACAUCGACGAAAUCGCCAUCCUCUCCAGAAACUCAAAUGAAAGCACUCCUAACAAGUCAAUACCUAGAGGCAGCCAGCUUUACCAACAGUGCGCAUUCCUAGACACUAACAGUGUGUUAAGAGUUCGUGGUAGAACACAAGCCUGUCCUUUUAUCGCCAGCGACGCCGCUCAACCGAUAAUCCUUCCGCGAAACCAUCCAGUCACCCAACUCAUCAUUUUCGACUACCACAAGCGGUUCAACCAUCAAAAUCAUGAAACAACAAUAAAUGAAAUACGGCAGCGCUUUCGUAUUUUCAGACUUAAAGCCAUAUACAACAAUAUCCGCAAAGAAUGUCAAGAAUGUAAAAACACUCGUGCCUUACCUCAACCGCCAGCAAUGAGCGACUUACCUCCACAACGACUCGCUGCAUUUACUAGACCGUUUACAUACAUGGGGUUGGACUAUUUCGGUCCCAUGACUCUCACACUGACGACCGAUUCGUGCAUCCUAGCGAUACGCAAUAUUAUGGCUAGAAGAAGCGUGCCAGCCACUAUCUUCAGCGACAGAGGCACGAACUUUCAGGGAAGUAGCAAAGAAUUACGAGAAGCUUUGAGAACCGUGAACCAAGAGCAACUUGUAAAAGAAUUCACGACACCAGACACAGAAUGGACCUUCAUCCCACCGGCUUCACCACACAUGGGGGGCGCAUGGGAGCGCUUAAUCCGUAGCGUUAAGUCUAACCUCUGUAAACUGCAAUGGAGAAGGCUUCCGACUGACGAAGUACUUAAUAGCACGCUCCUGGAGAUAGAAAACGUGAUCAACUCACGGCCACUGACAAACAUCCCUUUGGAAGACGACGAAUCACCGGUUUUAACACCUAACCAUUUCUUGCUGGGAUCAUCAAACGGACUUAAGGCAUGGGUACCGUAUGACGACAAUCCUGUGGUACUUCGAAAUAGCUGGAAACAGUCACAACUGAUAGCCAACGAAUUCUGGCGAUGGUGGCUGAGAGAUUACUUACCCGUUAUCACUCGACGCACCAAGUGGUUCACCAAGGCAAAACCAAUCGAGAUAGGCGACGUUGUAGUCAUCGCGGACCCAAAGGGUCCCCGUAAUAGCUGGCCAUUGGGACGAAUAAUCGGAGUGAAAUCAGGAGCAGACGGGCAAGUAAGAAGCGCCACAGUGCAAACUAACCAGGGCAUAUACGAGAGACCAGCGGUGAAGCUCGCCGUACUCGACGUGGGCGUCAAGGACUAA